AUGCAACUCCGGACUCUCCUUCUGACCACUGCCCUCUUCACCACCUCCGCCCUCUCCGCGCCCGACGCUAUUGAUAACAUUGUCUCCGACGCCGAGGGCAUUGCGCAAACCGCCGUCUCCGGGGCCGAGAACGCCGCCACCUCCAUCGCCAGCUCCGCCGAGACGGGCGGUGCGGCAGUCGCCUCCGACGCCCGCUCGUGGGGAGAAUCGGUUGCUUCCAACGCCGAGUCCUGGGGCCAGUCGGUUGCCUCAGAUGCUCGUUCCCAGGCCUCGGACGUUGCCUCGAAAGCCUCCUCGCGUUGGGAUGAUCUGACCACUCUCACCGGCACCAACGGCGAGGCCACGGCCACUUCGACUAUCUCUGGGGGAAACACCGUGACCGUGUCUACGGCGACCGCCACCACUACCGGUACCACUUUCACCACCACCGGCACCUCGACUGGCAAAAGUGCCGAUUCGACCCAGCACUCGAGCUCGGGUAGCCGCAGCAGCAGUAGCACCGCGUCGACUUCCAGCUCCGCGGGCGCAGGUGUCCAGGCUACCCCCGCUGCUGUCUUGGGUUACGGCAUUGCCGGGGUCGCGGGUGUUCUGGGUGUGAUGGCUGCGUUAACCGGUGUUUCUUUUUCCAUUGGCUUUUGA
This is a messenger RNA of Aspergillus saccharolyticus JOP 1030-1, 639 nucleotides long. Its product is annotated as putative GPI anchored protein. The transcript has 2 exons. The record is from RefSeq and is a predicted model, not a curated record. Lineage: Eukaryota; Fungi; Ascomycota; Eurotiomycetes; Eurotiales; Aspergillaceae. Bases 1 to 639 code for a protein of 212 amino acids.